AUGGCGGCCCCGACGUUGCAAAGGGUACGACAUUUCUUGUGGGUCGCGGCACGGAAUCAGCUGUUCACGAAUGGCGAGAGAAUGAGAAGACAUUUAACAGAUGACGGGGAGUGCGGGGCUUGUGGGCAGUUAGAGACUACAUUACACGUUUUACGAGACUGUCCACAGGCGCGUAUGCUAUGGGAUAUAUUGAUUCCUCGGUCGCAUCGAAUUGAAUUUUUCUCGCUUGAUCUACGGCCGUGGUUAUGGUGCAACUUAUUAGAUGCUAGAGUGGUUGAUUUGGUUGAGUGGGCUACUAUCUUUUCCACUGCAUGUUGGCGAAUUUGGAUUUGGAGAAAUAUGGCCGUUUUCUCGCACAAGCUUGUUCCGUUGGAGACAAAAGUCCAAGAUGUCCGUCGGCGUGUGGAGCAGUACUGGGAGGCAACAUCUUAUGCGGCCCUUUUGGGUAGUCGGGCUCGUCAGUAUGAAUCAGAUUAUUUGUUAAGCAAACUUCCGCCAACAAAAGAUGAAGCCCAAUAUGAUGAACCGGCCGGCCAAAUCGACGGGACAAAUGUAAGGCCACCUGCUACCGCCACAAUUCCGGUCACAAGGUUGUGUGAUAAGAUAACUAGCCCCCGCUUCAGUCACCAAGCACCGAUUCAUUCUGGUGCUCUGCGAAUUGGCUCGUCGGUUCACCGCUCGCUCACCACUUCUGUCGGAACUGCUUAUCGGGUUACCCAAUUCCCAUCCGGUGGUCUCUCUGCAACUCUCCAUUCCAGAGGCAUGUGCACCAUUCACCAAGUUGGAGCUUCAGAUGGGAUAACCGUGGAUGAGUAG
Molecule: messenger RNA, 816 nt
Organism: Striga hermonthica
Lineage: Eukaryota; Viridiplantae; Streptophyta; Magnoliopsida; Lamiales; Orobanchaceae
Source: the annotation of a GenBank genome assembly